AUGCCGAAAAUAGUGAAUUUAAGAGUGGAACAACUUAAAACGCUGCUGCGUGAACGGGAAAAACCUACGACUGGUUCUAAGGCAGAACUAGUCCAGCGGUUAUGCGAUUUUGAAAACAGUGACGAAAUAAAUAUGGACGAAAGGUGUACAAUGCCAGAGCAAAUUAACGAGUUGCGGGAAAUGAUGCAAGGCAUCACUACUUUGUUGCAACAACAAAGCCGUGAGCAACGACCAAGUGUAGAACAAACGGCCGCGAGUGUAGAAACUGCAACUACCCCGGUAUCAAUGGUAGAUUCUUCGAGUGCAAGGUGUUCGGUGAAAGAGAUUGCUGAAACUUUACCUACCUUUGAUCCAACGAAUGAACUUUCUUUGCCGGUUGAAAAAUUUGUAGAACGUGUUAAUCAAGCGCAUAGUGCCUAUCAGUGGAACGAAAGAAGUUUAAUGCUAGCAGUUUUUAGCAAGUUGAAAGGUGUUGCCAAACUAUGGUUAGAUGCUUCACCAGAGUGUUACUCGAAUUGGACAAUUUUCGCGGAAAGGUUAAUAGAAGAAUUCGGUACUAAGCCAAACGAGGCAGAGAUACAUUACAAAAUGAACAGUUCGGUGCGUAAAUUUGAUGAAAAAGUCGUGGAAUAUUGUUUUCGUAUGAGUGCCAUUGGGCAGCGAUAUAAUUUGAGUGAAUCAGCGAUUAUAAAAUAUACGCGGAACGGAUUACGAAAUCGGGAACUGCAAACGGCAAUUGCUCCAAUGCGAUUUGAUUCGAUGAGACACUUGCGCGAAACGCUUGACGAGUAUGAUAAAAAUCGUAAUAGUACUCCAGGUUUGAAGUUUGAACAAAACAAAAAUAGAAACACGAAUAAUGACGGGAAUAAAGGUAGCGCUGAGAAUAAAAGUAAGAUAAAGUGUUAUAAUUGUUUUGAAGAAGGUCAUAUAGCGACCAGAUGUUCUAAGCCACUACGAAAAGCGCAGUAUGGUGAUGGUCAGAAAGUUGACCCGAAGGUUGAGGCUGUGGAGCGUAAUAAGAGAAAUUCUACAAUGACAAACCGUAAAGUCGAGUGCGAUGAGGAAUUUUGUAUUAAACUGGUGUAUGUUAAAAAUCAAGCAAUAAAAGCAUUCGUGGACACAGGAAGUGAAUGCAGCAUGAUACGGAAAUCAUGUGCUGAUAAAUUCGAAAUUGAAACAGAGCCUUGCGUGUUAAAAAUAAAGGGCAUAUGUGGAGGUGCGCGGUAUGCAAGUGAGUUGAUGAAAACUGAAAUAAAAAUUGACAGUGUAAAAGUAAAUGUAAUACUAUAUAUAGUGGAUGACGAGUUGUUAACGUCAGAUGUAUUGCUUGGAAAAGAGAUUUUCAAUCGGAAUAUUGUCGCGCACAUAAACAGUGGACAAUUGAAAUUCGAAUAUCUACCGAUCGCGGAAAAUCGAGAAACGACGGUAUCUGAACGCAAAGUUAUAAAUAAAAAUCAAAUAAUAUGUGGAGAACUUGAAAGUGCGCAGGGGGGAAAGCUAUUCAGACUGUUGAACGAGUACAAUGAUAUAUUUGCAAAUAAUAUCAGUGAGAUAGGACAGACAAAUGCAUUAUCCAUGAAAAUUAAGUUAGAUACUAAUGUACCUAUUGCACAAAACCCAUACCGUAUACCAGAGCCGAAGAAAGUGUUGGUUCAACAGAUGAUUAGAGAGUUAUUAGUUAACGAUAUAAUAGAAAUGUCAGAAUCUGAAUAUGCGAGUCCAAUUGUACUCGUGAAAAAGAAAAAUGGAGAAUCGAGAUUAUGA
Messenger RNA from Anastrepha ludens (Mexican fruit fly), 1764 nucleotides. RefSeq lists its product as uncharacterized. The record is from RefSeq and is a predicted model, not a curated record. Gene Ontology annotation, molecular function: nucleic acid binding; zinc ion binding. The transcript has a single exon. Lineage: Eukaryota; Metazoa; Arthropoda; Insecta; Diptera; Tephritidae. The coding region runs from base 1 to 1764 and encodes 587 amino acids.